Bufo bufo (common toad) is the source of this 5038-nucleotide messenger RNA. RefSeq names its product coiled-coil domain containing 180 (gene CCDC180). The transcript has 37 exons. The record is from RefSeq and is a predicted model, not a curated record. NCBI's taxonomy places the organism in Eukaryota, Metazoa, Chordata, Amphibia, Anura, Bufonidae. The coding region runs from base 126 to 4871 and encodes 1581 amino acids.
UCCGUCUCGUUGCCGUGGUUACAUCAAGCUUCCCCGCCGCACUGUGAGGGACGGUGCCGCCGGGUCCGGGGCUCAGAUGGUGGCAGAUGACCGGUGACCCGCUCUGGUGUAUAUGAGGUGGCGCUAUGGCUCUGGUCGGGGCGGUACAUGUCGUUCCUAGCGGUAAGGUCUACAGACAGAUCUUCGAUGCAGAGGUGCAGCUCGUGCGGUCCCUUGGAGAGUCGCGGGCUCGGGGGGCCCCGCUUGUAGGAGGGUUGGAGAGCGGAAAGAUCCCCUUUGUCCGUCAUGAGGACACCCGCUCUGCUGGGCUGUUAUCCCCUCGCCAGCGCCGGUGGGUGGACAGCAUGCCCUACGACGGCUUCACCGAGAAUCCGGCUGUGUACCGGAAUAAAACAGCAGCAGCUCUGAAGAAAACGCAGGAAAGCGAAGAAUUGGCCGCAGCUCGGGAAGUGCGCGGCCUGUGUGAUGUCAUCGUUCCCGAGAAGACGGACAGUGACAUCCUGCAGCGGAUCACCUCCCAUAGGCAAGAGCGGCACGAUGCAGCCAUGGGCGCCCUGCAGAAGGAACUGGCAGACAUUAGUAAGGAAAUGGAGACCUUGGUCAUGGAGGCCGGAAAGAGUCUCCAGGGGAAGAUCUGCGAGUCCGAUAAAAAGACAGAACUGAUAUUCCAAAAGUAUGAAGACAGGAACGCAGGCUUCACGCUGACCGCUCUGAAUGAACUCUGGGCGCAGGUGGUGGAGGAGUCUGGUCACCGGAGACGGCACAUAAGAGACACAGAAAGGACUUUGCUGGAAGUGGAGGAAAGACGAACUGAUCGGAUUGCAGAAGUGCUGAGGAAAUUCGCUGUUCAGUUAACAGACAUUUGCUUUCUCAUGCCAUCUGAUGUCCAUAGAUUUAUACAUAAGGAAGCCAUGAUGAUAAAUCAGGCCAUAUUAGCCAACCACCGAGCUGUCUCCAAACUUUCACUUAACCUCAUGGAAGCUGAACUGAAAAGGGAAGGAUUGCAGCGCCUCCGGUGGCAAGAUCUGAUAAAGGCCUGGAAAAACCAUCAAAAGGAAAUGAUCGUUCAGGAAUUCAGAGAGUUUGUAGAACGUGAAAUAGAUGACGUUCCAGGAAGAAUGAAAACUGAAGCUGAUCUUCUAAUGGAUCUCUGUAAACCGCUCAGUGAGAAGAGACUCCAGCUUCUCUGCUCAGUCAGUGACUUUGGCCCUCCAACUUGCACCAAGUCCGCCGUGACUGAAUGGCACAAUUCUCUCCUGGCUCUAAACAAGCAGAUAGACUGUUUAGGUUCACAAUCCUUAGACAAACUCUGUGACCUUCAGUCAGAUGUGAUCCAGAGAUGUGUAGCAAAGUCGGACAUGAGCAAGGCUCAGUUAAUAAAGAUGAACAUUUGCAGUAAGGAAGAGGCAGAGAUUAUUCUGGCCAAGGAACAAGCCCCAUUUAUUGAACAAUUUGAGGUGGAAUGUGAGAAAAAACAUCAGCUAUUCAAUGAAUCUCUAGGAGCUGCGUCAAAGAAAAUGGCCGAACAUAUUAACAAAUUAUAUAAAGUUGCAAAAAAACCUGUUCACUUGUGGGAUGUCCUACAAAUCGGACUCGCCCGACAGGAAGAGACGCUGCAAACAAACAUGGACGUCUGCCGUCAGAAGCACGAUGCAGAAAACCAGAGAAAAGCAGCUGAUCUGGACAUAAUUCUGGACACGCUGCGGCAGGAGAGCACCGAGGAUCAGCUACGGCUUCUUAUGGGAAAGGCCCAGGCUGCUUUGCUUGAUAUCCGAUCUGGAUACCAGAAAUCUCAUCACGAUCAGGUGGGCAUCAUGGAGUCCUAUCCUGCCCUGGUGCGGAGUGAAUCCUUGGCUUACAGCACAUCAUUGAGCAAAUUCUUUCGUGUAAAAGAAAUCUAUGGGCAGAACAUGCCCCCAAAUGCAGGAGCGCCUGAAGGUAUUCUCGUCAUAAGCCCAGUCCCCAUGUCCAGUGACCUUGUAGCGACUCCAAAGGAAGGAGCCCCUGUAGAGUCCUCCCAUCCCACAGAUACUGCUGAGCUCUCCCGGGAGCGCAGUGCAGAGGGUGCAGGCGUCGGUGUUCUCCAGCCUCUUAAAAUAGAGGCCACAGAGGACAGCCAUGGGGCGAAUCCAGUUGCUGAGCAUGUUGAGGACUCGUCACAGCUGAGCCGUGAAAAUACUGCAGAUGAGACUCCAGUAUCCGAGCCACCGCAUCGGCAGGUUUCUGAAACGGCGACUGCACAGCACGAGCAUAGUUCACCCACAGAGGAAACCCCUGUGAUAAGUGAAACUUUCACAACCUCCAAACAGCACACCUACACGGUGCUGAAGAAGAAAGACCCGAAGGUCCAGUCAUCCAUGGAAGAUCAGCCCAACAGUGUGUUCUUCACGGAGGCUGCUAUAGAGGACCCUUUAAAUCUGGACCACAUUGUUUUACCAGAUGAGAUGAUUGCAGAAAUUAAAAGCAGUCUCCGUCUGCGGUUCUAUGAGCAUCUGGAGGUUUGGUUUGAUGAAACGGCGUCCAGUUCGCAUAGUAUCGUCCUUGCCAAGAAGGAAGAGCUGAAAUCGGAGCUGGACCUACGCUGCCAUCUGCAUCAGCCUCGAAGUCGGCGCAUAAAGAUGGACAUCCACAAUGUUAGGGCAGCCGAGUUGCGCCUCCACUCAGACCGCGUUGACCGUCACUGCGAGGGAGUAAAUGACGCGCUGGACAACCUAAAGCAAGAGAGCAUUUUACUGAUUGAGAAGAUGAAAAAAGAGACCCAAAACUUCCGCAGCAAAAUCAGCGGCAUGGAAAAUACGUUUCUGAAUGGCAGGAAAUCUGACAAACUAGUCACCCUGUGCAACUCCCUCCCAUCCAUAUUGGACAGUCACAAUAGCGGCGUGCAGACCGCCAUGAGGAACUAUCGGCAACACGUGGAGGAGAUGCUGGGAAAGUUGUGCGACACCAACUCUGAUUUCAUCAAGUCAUUUCGGUUGUUUUCAGAAGGAGGAAACUUUUCUCCGGACGAGAUUGAGAUACUUCGCAAGAGAUUGCACAAGGCAUCGGCCACCAUUGCAUCCUUUGAGGGCUCCAUCAUGGUGGACUUGGAGGGACUGGAAUCGCAAUGCUUGGAGCAAGCCACAGAAGUUGUGAAGAAGUUUGAAGACAAAUUCCUUAGCAUAACUACAGACAUGAUUUUCCUCGAAAACAUACAAAAACUCCUGACAAACCUGCAGGUGAAGAUUAAAGCUCUGGUCGCGAACAGUAAUUCUCAGUCUCAGCAGAUCAACUCUUACCUAGAACAGCUGCGGCUGAAGACGGACGCCUGCGCACAUCCAAACAUUGACAAAGAGGUAGUAAGCAGUGACUAUCUCUAUGCAUUCAUGAAAACCGUAAUGGAAGAAGUAACGCAGAGAAGCCGCUAUCUGUCAUGUCUCCUGGAACCCAACCCAGUUCUACAAGAAUCUCCCUUGCAAGGUCCUAUUGCCACGGCUUCACGUGGUGAUGUCACUUCAAGACAAGAAGGGAAAGUGACGUCUGGGAGCCCCGACAGCCUGCUUAAUCCAAGCAGGAUUGGAAAACUGGCUCUGGAUGAUGCGGCAGUGGGUGUCAUAAAGAACAUCAUGAAGACUCAGAGAAUAUAUGGCGAGGCACAUCCGGAGCAGGAUGAAGGGAAUCCAUCUCUGUCCUCUGUAGCAGUGUCACACCAGAGUCCGCCCCUAGCACCACAUCCUCCACUACGACCCAGCAGUGGAAAUAAAAAGAAGAUUGGCUCAACUGAAGGUGAAAAUGUCCCAGCCAAGUAUACAUCUCCCAGUCUUCGUAAGCUGGUGAAACCAACAAGGUUCGACAAGAAAUACCAGAUUUUUGGAGAAAAGAAAGAGGAAUCGGAUAAUUUCAAAGGCAUCCUGACCUCCAUUUUGUGGGAGAGCAAUGAUCACCUGCUGUAUUUGGCUGAGGAAUUCUACAAGAAGAAGGAGCGCCGCCCUAUAGCCCGGCCAGACUUACUGCAGGAAACAUUUGAAGACUGUGCUGACACUUUAGUCAUCAAGCUUCAGUCCUAUGAGAAUCAGGCCCUGGAGUAUCACAAUAACUGCGUCCUUGAGUUCCGAGAGCAGUUGGAGCAACUUGAGAAGUUGAUGAGUCUCAUUACACCUCUUAAAAUAAGAAGCCUGAGGGAGGAAAACAUGAACUUCAUGCAAAACUCGAUUGCCAGCACCCGCCAGCCCUUUAUGAAGGAGAUCGAGCAGUGGAACCAGACAAAAGAAGAAAUGAAGACUCUGCUGAGACCGAGCCUGGGACAUCCAGAUAACGGGCACACUUUAGAUCAGCUCUGCAAAGAAGAAGAAAGGAGGCAGAGAGAAGAGAGGGAGGGGAUUGAUCACAAUGCCCAGUGCUUAAAGGAACGUGUCUCGCAAAGUAUGCAGCAUUUUGUCGCAUCUCUGGCGUCCCUCACCGAGCACAUGCUGCUGGAACUGGAUGAAGCACUUACCGUGGAUGACGUGUUACCCGCCAAGAAGGAAGUUCCAAAGGAGAAGCUUUCAACACUGAUCAGACGCACGCAAGCUGGCCGACCAUUAGAGAACACAAAGUACCAGCCUCUGAUCGAGCGCGGCUGCAGGGUGUGGCCCGGUAUCUCCCUGUCCUCUGUCCUAACAGAGAUUAGAGAUGCUGCAGCAACUGCCUCAGUAACCACCGCCAAGACCACCCUAAUUCACGUCUCCACAGUGGAAGCUCGGGAUGCUGCUUAUCUGAAAUUUGUACAAGAUGUGGAGCUGGCGCUGACCACCAUUGACGAGGAGAGGACACAGCAACAUCUGGCGGCGCAGCGCUGGGAGGAAUGGUGGCGCCAAUCCGUCCUGAAGAUAAAAGAGCUUUAUUCUGCAAACUAAAUCAUGUCGGGAUGUCAUCUGCUUUCAUCUGUCAGUCCUCAGGACACAUGUCCUCUACAGGGACUGCUCCCAUCGUGUAUGAUGAAAUCUAAGUAUAGUCUAAUUCUAGAGGUGCGUUCCUUCACAAGAAUAAAAAAGAAAUUGGUUGUGAUGUUGAACAUAACGUU